AUGAAGACUAAUACCCAGAAGUGCCACGACUACCUAUUGUCCGAACUUGGAAACAACCUUCACGAGCUGUCAAUAUUCAACUUCAACAAGACCAUUGUCUAUAGACCAAUCCUAUCUUAUGUCCCGUUGUCCAAUGCGAGGCUAACAUCUUUCAAGUUCGAAACAUAUGACAAUGAGCCUGAUUUUAAGUUACUAAGAGAGUUCCUGGCAAGUCAUUCUGAGACAUUGGAGUCCAUUCACCUUGGAAUUGGGUCACAAGUCAACGACAAGUGCAAGAAGGAGUGUAGGAAGUUGGUAAAGUCGAUGGUUACCGGAGCAUUUGGUAGACUGAGAUCAUUGUCAUUUGGAACUUGGGCAUUCAAGACUGGGAUUCCAAUGAAGAAUCCACUCAAGUUCUUUGAACGUAUCAUACAAUCAUUGCCCAACCUAAAGAUACUCGAUUUGACUCAUAUCUUGGACAGUGAACAGGACUUUGUAACAUGGUUCAACGUCUCGGCUGGCAAGUUCUUAAAGUAUGACAUGAUAUCUCGUCUUCAACUUCCAUUCCUAGUGACGAAGAAAGAUAUUGAACUCUUAGAAUCACUCAAGGAGGUCAAGAAUCUCAAAUCACUGUUCAUCAAGGUGGCCACCAAGGAUCUGGUCCUAUCAUCGUCAGUUACCAGUUGUUAUUUCAACACUUCGGAGGUCCUACCUGAGCAUUUGGAACAACUAGGCAAGAACAACUCAAAUAUUCAACAUGUAAAGUUACGAGCAUACUAUCUCAAACCCUGUCCCAAGAUAUAUAUCAAGUUUGCCAAGUCCUUUACCAACCUUCGAUCAAUUAAGAUGUGGUUGACGGAUGAACAACUCAAUCUAUUCACCAUUAACUAUUUGGUACUUACCAAAACCUUGGAGCGACUAUCCAUCAAAGUUGAUUUCAUCAACCUUAGUCAAUGGUUUGAAUAUCUCAAUAUCAAUCAAUCAAUUCAAUCAGUCAAGAUCCAUGCCUUUGAGCCCGAAUUCUCCAACAUCUAUGGCAUGUUCCAAUAUGAGCCUAGGAAUCGUGUUACCCUCAAAUACCUCAGAUUCUUCAACUAUUAA
Messenger RNA from Acytostelium subglobosum LB1, 1080 nucleotides. RefSeq lists its product as hypothetical. The record is from RefSeq and is a predicted model, not a curated record. The transcript has a single exon. Bases 1 to 1080 code for a protein of 359 amino acids. Lineage: Eukaryota; Evosea; Eumycetozoa; Acytosteliales; Acytosteliaceae.